Apus apus (common swift) is the source of this 2642-nucleotide messenger RNA. RefSeq names its product chromosome 7 C1orf226 homolog (gene C7H1orf226). NCBI's taxonomy places the organism in Eukaryota, Metazoa, Chordata, Aves, Apodiformes, Apodidae. The record is from RefSeq and is a predicted model, not a curated record.
CAUGGUACCCGUGCUGUCACCAGCUGAUGUCACAAAGGGCUGAUGUGCACAGCAGGAUGCGCCUAGGCAGUGGGCUCAGCCCCCAGGGUCUCUGGGUAGCUUGACCAGUACAAGGGGACAGCCAGCCUGGGCUGAGAGGGAGCACUGGUGGGGUGGGCAGUGCAGAGCCCAGGCUGUUAGUGUCCCCAGAGACCAGCCCUGCUAGAGCUGGUGCCUGGCUAGUAAGAGCCCCACAUGAAUCCCAUCUCUGCAGGCAGUGUGGCAGUCGCUCUGUGUCAGUGGACCAGAGCAUGUUUGAGAACGCCAGUGCCAGCACGGCACCCACUCCCCGACCGCAGCACGUCCCCCCCACGGCGGGGGUCCCGCCGCAGCCCUCCCGCCCUGCUGGCAGCCAGCACCUCCGCAACCUGGGCAAGGCAGUGGGGGCCAAGGUGACCGACCUCCUGCGCCGCAAGGAGCCGGCUGGCCUCCCCAGCCUGGGGGUGACGGAGGUGAACCCCAGCGCCGGUGCCGUGCUGGGCGUGGGACAGCCAGCCAGCGAGGAAGGGGCUGUGGGGCUGGACGUCUUCCCCCGGCUGGACCCCCCACCCCCCGUCACCAAGAAGCGGACACCCCGUGCCCUGAAGACCCCGCAGGACAUGCUGAUUGCACCAGAGCCAGCAGGGACCAGCCCAAGCAGCAGCUUGGAGGAGGCCCCUGAACUGCCUGCAGCCCACCCUGACCCCACAGAGGAGCAGCCAGGGUCAAGGGAUCUUUCUCCUCCAGAGUGCCCUGACACCCCAGAGCUGAGUGGGGACCAGUCCACUGGUGCCCUCCCUGUGCCCGACCUCAUCCAUAAGGGCAGCCUGGAGAGCCAGUGGCGAGUGGGUGAGAGAGGGGCUGAGACCUCCCCCCACCUGGAGAAGCCCUCCCGGAGACUGGGGCUGGAGCUUGAGCCAGCAGGGAGCACAGGGCAGCCAGAGCCAUGCACCCCUGGCCGGGAGGUGGAGGGGCCUCAUCCUGACCUGCUGUCCUUUGAGUAGCAGCGGGGGGCUGGCUCUCCCAAACACAUGCUGUUUUUUGGAGUUGUCAUUUUGGAGAGGGGAGAGCCCCCGGGUGGCAGGAGACAUUGCUGCCCCAUUGUGGGAUGUGUGGAGCCAUCACACCCCACAUGCCCAGGAGAGGUGCAGCCUGUCCUGGCAUGGCUUCUGCAGCCCCAUCCCAGGCCUGUUCAGCUCAGUCAUUGCCAACCUCCUUUUUGUGCCACAGUGCCACCAUCCUGUCUGCAGUCAGGGGCCACACUGAGCUGGGGACAGAGGGUGGGCUCACUCAGCAGCCUGGGUCCUCACCUGUGGAUCCAGAAGCAGCAGCCUGGCCCUAAACCCUUUGGUUCUGCUGGGGUGAGCAUUCCAUGUGGUUCCCCACGUCUGCAGUAACUGUCCCAGUCCAAAGGAUUUCCCAGCUCACCCUGUAUGCUUGCUGAGAAACCCCAUCCUUGUGUGCCUCCAGGCUCACCCAGCACUGGUGACAGGGAGCUCUGAUGGCUGAUGUUCCCAAAGCCUCCUCCAAGGGCUAGCCCCUUGGAGUCAGUUCACUCAGUGCCAUCUCUUUGCAGCAGAGCCCUUGCUUACGGUGUAUGCUCUGGUAGGGAGCAGGGGGACGCCUGGGGUUGCACAGGUGCUGGCUAGUGGGCUCUGGCAGGGAGCUGAGCUCCCCAUGAGACCUCCUUCUAGCUCCUGCUUGUUUUCUGGUCUCAGCCAUCACAGACAGGACUGACCUUCCCAGGCAGCCAGCCUGCUCUGUGAGGGCCAGCACCACCACUCUCCUUUGUUUCCUGGGAUGGUGAUGUCUUUGUGAUACUGGAACACAAGCAAGCCAUGCAGUCCUUUGAUAUUGCUCUAUGAUUGUUUCCCCAUGAAUUACAGGAGAGGUUAGACAGCCUGUGGACCCCUGGGCUGGUGCAAGGAAGCAGCUGUGAGAUGGCACUUCUUGCUUGGAGCUUUAAUGCGCAUCCUCACCACAAAAGUGGUUUUGAGAGGAAAAGCUCUGAAGACAAGAUUAAGGCUAGAGGAGGCUAAAGUCUCAUGGAUGGGGCACCUCUGGUCACAGCUCCUCCUGGGCCAUGCAGGGUGGCUGGGCUGUGAAGGGAUGUCUUCCACCACCCAAAGGCAUGUCGUGGUCCUGCUGAAGGAAGGAAGCCAUGAGGGUGGAUCCCUUUGUGCUGAGAGCCACCACGGGGCCUGCCGUGUUGGUGGGUGAGGUGGGUGCCGUGGCAGGGCUGGGGCUGUGCAGCACUCGGUCCCGGGGAAGGCCCCGCUCCAAAGCAGAUGCUGGAGCUGCCCAGAGCCCGCAGCCAGUGCUGAGGUGUAAGACACCCUGUGUAUAAUGUGAUUAUGCUCUCUACGGCUGAUGCCACCCCACAAAUAUAAAUCUAUGAGUGUGUAUAUGUGUAUGCUGCCUAGACCUACACUGCAUUGUAUAUGUUGACAUAAACAAGGGCUUUGUAGCCCUUCUCUGAGGAACCAGCAUCUUCCAACCCUGCCCACCACAAGGGAACCUCACUGCUGGUCCAGUCCCUCUAUUUAUAUUGUCUAGAGUGUGUAUGUAGUUUGGGACAAAAGAUGCAGAUUGCACAAUAAAUGUUUUUUUCCCUUUUUUACUCA